Messenger RNA from Linum trigynum, 249 nucleotides. Lineage: Eukaryota; Viridiplantae; Streptophyta; Magnoliopsida; Malpighiales; Linaceae. The record is from the annotation of a GenBank genome assembly.
AUGAGGAGGAAGAAGGAAGUGCGCUCGUCGAUAGAGGGGAAAGAGGAAAAUCGCCGAUUGAGACAAAUCAUCCAGGUCGACAUUGAGACAGAUCUAGGAAGACUGAUCGGCGCCGAGGAGACUCCCAGUCGCGUCGAAAAUGUUUUAGGGAUUGGAGCGACGACGACCAGUUACCAGCAGCGGCGGCGACGGUGCGACGACCAGUUACCAAGCAGCAGCGGCAAAGGUGUUAAACCUAGGGCGAAAUAA